UAAGUCUUUAUCUGGUUUGUAGUUUGCAGACGGAAUGGGUAGUGUCGUAGUGCGGUACUGCGGUAGUGGCUAGUCAGUAGUCAGCAGUCACGUCCCUCCAUAUUUUUUAGCUAACUAGGGAUUUUUAAAAUUUUAAUUAGGUGUCUAGGCUACUAGGGUCUAGGGUAAUAGAUUACUAUUAUAUUCCUUCAUAAUUCCUAUUGGGCCAUCCGGUUAGGCAGUAGGCUGACAGGCUGUGCUUCUCAAUAUAUUUUACACUAUUUAUAUUACUCUCUUCGUUCUCUAAUACUCCAGGUAAAAUCAUCACAUAAGUAGCAUCCAUUGAUCUUCCAGAUUUAGUAACCCACCAUUUGAUUAAUUCCAAUUUGAUGCUAUUGACAGUCACCCCUCUAUGUAACAGGGUAUUCAAGAAGAAUGAUCAAAUAGAAUGGGCUAAAGGACACAACAAUAUGAUAUGAUCUUCUGUAACACUCGCCCUUUUGCAGAAAGGACAAAUCGAGGGACAAGCAGUUGAGAAGAUAGCAAGUUGCUCAGGGAAGGGUAGACACUUAUUCCACAACCUCCAUAGAUUUUUUUAUUUAUUUUAGGCACUUGCUUAGAAUUCCAAAUGUGUGAGUUGGGCAGAGUCCUCCCCUCCUGCGGCCAAAGAGCUAAGUAAGAUGAUUUUGUUGUAAAAAAAUCCCUCUGAUGUAUGCUUCCAUGUAAUAGAACUAGGGACUCUGUCCACCAUGGCUUCUGCCUCUUCAUGUACGAGGCAAAUUCUCCUUCAGGAGGGAGAAUCAGUAGUUUUUACCUCACCUAGUUCGUGUGCACCAUAUCUGCUCCUCAUCAGGUCAGCCCACAAGGAUUGACCUUUCUGGUCUCCCACCAUAACUUCAUGGCUGAUAUUUUUUGAAUGUCAGCUAUGGCCCUAAUGCCUAGACUACCAUUUUGCAUAGGCUUGCAGAUUCUUUUUAAACAAGCCCAAUGAUAUUUUGGCUUAUUAUUUCUGAUUCCCCAAAAGAAAUUUGCAACCUUCCUAUUGAUCAAGUUCACCACUGCCCUUGGAAGAUUAAUAACAGUCAGGACAUACAAUGGAAUGGAAUUAAGCACAUGUUUAAUCAAUAUUAACCUCCUGCCUUGGGAUAGAAUCAUAGACUUCCAGUUAGCUAACUUUUUAUCAAAAGUUUCCAACAAAUCUUUGCAAUGUGCUAACCUGGUAAUGCCCCUGUGAAGUUGUACCCCAAGAUACUUUAUAGGUAGCUUGGCAGAUUUCAUACCCAGCUCAUUUUCUAUAAACAAAACACGCCCAAGAGUAGUAUUCUUACCAACAACAAAACUGCUUUUUUCUUUAUUUAUCAAUUGACCAGAUGCAUCCUGAUAAAAUUGAAUAAAUUUCUUGAAGUUUUUGAUAGACCGUGACGAACCAUUCAAAAAAAUUAUAAGGUCAUCCGCAAACGCCAGGUGAGUAAUAUGAGCUCCACGUCCAAUAUUGAAUCUUUCAAUAUCUCCUUUAUGCAUAAUCCUAUUCAAUCCUCUCGAAAAAGCUUCGGAUACAAUAAUAAAGAGCAGGGGAGAGGGGAUCCCCUUGUUUAACUCCUCUAUAGGGCUGAAAAAAACCACAGGGUGCGCCAUUGAUUAGGAUUGAGAUAUAAGUACUCCUCAGGUUUUCUAGGAUCAAGUGUAUGAUUUUCAAAUCAAAACCAAAGCUGCCAAGAAUAGAGCCCAAAAACUCCCAGUCAACCCUAGCGAAGGCCUUAGCCAUAUCCAACUUUACCAUAAGAUUCGAAGCCCACACCUUUUUGUCUAAAUUGUGUAACAUCUCAAAAGCAAUCAAGACCUGGUUGGAAAGGUCUCUCCCCCCCAUAAACCUUGAUUGUUCUUUUGAUAUAAUUUUAGGUAAGAGAACUGUCAUUCUUGAAGCCAAAAUACGAGUAUUAAUCUUGCUAAAGAAAGGGGAAAGACAAAUAGGCCGAAAAUCUCCAAAUCCUGUGGGAUUUUUUUUCUUAGGGAUUAGAACCAUAUUAACACAACCCACUCAUUUAGGAAUAGGAAAGCCCAAGAAAAAUUCCUGCACCACCAUAACCACAUCCCUUUUGAUAAUCUCCCAACACCCUCUGUAGAAACUCCCUCCAAAUCCGUCAGGCCUCGGAGUUGCAUCCUGACUAAGACCCCAAACUGCCUCCCUAAUUUCAACCUCUCCCGGCAAGGCUAAAAGCAUAUCAUUAUCGGAAUCAUUAAGAAUAUUAGGAAUAUUCUGAAGCAUCUUCUCAAAAUCAUGGGUCUGACCUUUAGCGGAGAGACUUGAAAAAUACAUAACUGCCUCCCUACCUAUCUCUUCUGAUGCAUAACACCACUCCCCAUUAGACUUCUUUAUGGCCUGAUAUGUUGCCUUUGAACCUUGUUACACACAGUCUCAUGAAAAACUGUGUAUUAGCAUGCCCCUGUUUUAUCCAUUUAACAUUUGCAUUUUGUUUCCAAAAGGUCUCUUGUUGCUUUAUCUUCAAGAGGAGCUCUGCUUGCUUUUGUGACAAAAAGCCCUUUUACCUUCUAUAUGAUACUCUUUGUAUUCCUUUUCUGCUGCAAGAGCCUCACCUUCUAUAUUGCCAAACACCAUGUCCUAAGAUCUUUUUUUAAAUUUUGCAACUUAGCACACAGUCCCCUCAUACCCCCAACCGUGGGGUAAUCUUUCCAGUUCUUGUAAACAAAAGGCAAGAACUCAUCGUGGGAGAACCACAUAUUUUGAAAACGAAAUUGUUUAGGGCCCGAAUAUGUAUUAACUUCACACAGAAGGAGUGGGCAAUGAUCGGAGGACGUCUUACUUAGGUGCUGAAUGUGAACUUCAUCAAAUUUUUCAAUGAAAUUCUUGUUUGCUAAAUAACGGUCAAUCCUCUCCCAUAAUGUACCGUUCGAACGCAUGCCUGACCAAGUAUAAGUCGAUCUGAUCGUUGGCAACUGAGAUAGCUCGCAUUCUUCGAUACAAUCCUGAAAAUCUAGAAUAUCAUUUAAUGGAGGACUUGACAGCCCUUUAUACUCAGAGAUUGAUGAAACCACGUUAAAAUCACCACCCAAAAUCUACGCAGAAUCAUCCAUAUUUGCGUACUCAGUUAACUCUGCCCACAGAUGGGCUCUAUCCUAUCUCGUAUGGAGCCCAUAAAUAGGAGAGAAAGUAAAAGCAAAAAUCAAAGGAAUAUACACCACCUUGGCGAGAAGGAACUGAUCUUUUUCCACAAUGGAUGAAACAUCACUCACAAUCAUUCCACAAGAGCCAAAUUUUAUUUGUAGCCGACAUAUAUAGGUUGGAAAAACCAAGAUUACACAUAUAAGAAUUACCUUUAUUUUGAUCAAUGAGAAGUUCAAUAACUGUAACCAAAUUUACCGAAUAGUGCCUGAUAAUAUCACGUAGCCUCGGGCACAAAGAGGCGAGGCCAUGGAGAUUCCAUGUAAGUAGCUUCAUAGGGAAACCAGUGAGGAGGUUUCCGUGUUGGUCCUCUUGGCCGUUAAACGUGUAGUGACCGCCACAGGAGGAUAAUUUUCUUUGAUUUUUCGUCUUCCAACCAACCUAGCUGCUUCUUCCUUAUUCUUAACCGUUUGAUUUACCCUUUCUUGUAGUUCCCUACAAACCUCCUCCCAUGACCCUUGGUCAAAUUCUCCACCUCAAUUGUUUCCCCCUCGGACACAUAUCAAACAUGCAUAAUGAUUGUAUGUUCUUCUCCCCUCCGUAAAUCCCUUUCCUCAAAGUUGAUAAGUUUAGUUACAUCCGUAGCAUGAGGCACUUCCUCCAAUUUUGACCUCUCAGUAUAAUUUGCAUCACCCAAUUCAUUUUGAAACUCUCCAAGAUCAACCAAUGGUUGAGGGGCAGUCUCCUGUGAAUCUUGUGAAUCCUCAGCCACUUGCAUGUCCUUUUCUGGGAUUUCAGCUACCUCUUUAGAUCCCUCCACUAACAUAAUUUCAUGUACCCCUACUGAAUCAUUACGCACAACCUCUUGUGCAUCCCCCUCCUUGGGUAUUGAAACAAUAGCUUCUUCCCCCCUACGUGAGGAUUCUGGCUUGUCAAAAACCUCACCCACCUUCUCUUUUCCAUGCUUCUUUCGAGUAACUUGGAUCCAUUGAUCCGGAACCUUUUGAAUGGAUUUCCCGACAUCCUUUUUUGUUAUAGCCCCUCCCAAUUGCACCUGCUUAUUUACCCCUUCAAUCUUCUUUGGUAUCCCACAGUUGCUUUUUUUGUGUCCAAUCUUAUUGCAUUUUAAGCAAUAAUCCGGUAAGUCUUCAUAGGUCACCGUCUAAAAAAUUUCUUUGGAUCCAUUCACGAUCAAAACUUUAGAGGGGAUUUCUUGUAGCAAAUCCAACUCAACACAUACCUUUGCAGUGGAUGGCCUCGUGAGAUUUGUCGUCGCAGCAUCUACUUUCAGGGGCUUUCCAAUCAUUCCAGCAAUGUAGAAAAGGGCCAUUUUGUCAUGCAAGUGAAUAGGUAGACCUUCAAACGUGAUCCAUACCGGAACGAUAGGCGAUUCCACAUCAGGCCUAAAAUCUG
This is a messenger RNA of Cuscuta europaea, 4513 nucleotides long. The record is from the annotation of a GenBank genome assembly. NCBI's taxonomy places the organism in Eukaryota, Viridiplantae, Streptophyta, Magnoliopsida, Solanales, Convolvulaceae.